GAGGGACACUUAGUCGAAGAAUAAUGUGCAGCAUAAUAAAAUGUAUGAAGUAGGAUUGCCAUUCAGUUAGCGGACAGUGAACAGUUGCGGGUUCGCGUUCGGCAUAAUGGUGCAUUAUUAUUGCGCGCCAUCGCCAGUUACUACGACCACCAUUCAUUUUUCGAGUUCUUCGAUUUCGAUCUAAAUCUCGUCCGUGGCCGUGCCUGUGUGUCUUCUUCCUUCGUUCCGAGUCUCUCUCGAGAAACCGACGACGACGACGACGACUUCGAGAGACCAUCUCUAGUCGGCUGUGAAACUGAGUUACAAAGUGGGAAAUGAUGCACGCGACCAAAAUCACCAUAGUCAUUCAGUAAUAUGGCACCAAUUCCGCAGAUAUGCACCUUACAGGACCGCUACAAACGGCAAUAAUAAUCAUUUACGUAAUUCUUAUGAUAUCGAAAACUUUACAUUCUGCUGAAAAUCUGAACAAAGUCAUGUCGACCAGAGCUAUCACCAAUGCAACCACGCUUAAGAAGACAACAGUCACCCCUAAGGUUGAAGCAAAACAUCGUUCAACCCAUCAUAAACUUCAACCGACAAUUGUAGUAAUGAAACGAAUAUUCAUGCAUCUUCGGGCAGCCCGAAAAGAUAUAAAAAAACAAACUCCCGUUUUACAAGACUUUUACGCAAAGGUACGAACACCGCUUAAAGGCGUAUUCCGUUACGAAUGGUUACCUAAGGACCACUUACACUGGUUCGAACAUAAAGUUAGACAUUUUGAUAAAUAUAAAAAGGCAGCCAUACUUCUUCCAGUACUGCACGAAUCCUUAAAAACCUUUUUAUCGACGUUCGAAGAAAUGCUGACAUUUGACGCCGAAGGUCAACACGUAGUUUCAGCAGCAGUAUACAAAAAUCGUACAAAAAUACUAAAAAAGAUCCACGAUGGCUUAAAAGUAGCAUAUAUCGAAGUCGAUACAGACAUUUCCAAGUUGAACCUGACCACCGAAACGACGGUGAAUUUGACGCGAGUCGAAAGAGGCAACAAUUGGGAUCCGAAACCCGAUCAUACGACUGCGAUGGUUCAAGAUUGGGGUGUAAUCACCGCCUAUUAUGUUUUCCUAAAAGAUUGGGUAUCAAUUUCCAGACACAUGUACGAGGAAUACUGUAAAGUUAAGAAAAACACUCAUCGUUGCCACGCCAUUCUAAAUGCAACGUCGUCGUCGGUAAGGUAGAGGGGGAGAAAUUUUCUUGCCAAAAACUUUGAAGUUCGCUGUGAUUUUUUUGUUUCAUUUUUUAAUUAUGUACGUACUAGAUGGCUUACGAGCAUCCUGAAAAUAUUAGGAAAUACUAUUAUUGAUAACGAUAUAAGUUGAAAAAAAUUGUUUUUUUAUUUUGAAUAGGUAGGUGUAUACUAGUAAAAUAUUAUUAGUAAAUCUUAAUUCAGAAUCGUU
Planococcus citri (citrus mealybug) is the source of this 1430-nucleotide messenger RNA. RefSeq lists its product as uncharacterized. The coding region runs from base 375 to 1211 and encodes 278 amino acids. NCBI's taxonomy places the organism in Eukaryota, Metazoa, Arthropoda, Insecta, Hemiptera, Pseudococcidae. The record is from RefSeq and is a predicted model, not a curated record. The transcript has 6 exons.